Messenger RNA from Kockovaella imperatae, 2014 nucleotides. RefSeq names its product WD40-repeat-containing domain protein. The coding region runs from base 105 to 1991 and encodes 628 amino acids. Gene Ontology annotation, molecular function: protein binding. The transcript has 7 exons. Gene Ontology annotation, cellular component: mRNA cleavage and polyadenylation specificity factor complex. The record is from RefSeq and is a predicted model, not a curated record. Lineage: Eukaryota; Fungi; Basidiomycota; Tremellomycetes; Tremellales; Cuniculitremaceae.
AAUCCAAAUAUUUUGGCUCGGGUCGGUCGAGCCUGCAAUCUCAAUAUCCAGACAUCAUCCUGCUCUGAGUGCUGGCCUCGACCAGGCGGUUUCGCGUCGUUGCAAUGGCCGCUGCUGGUCCAUCGCGUGGCCCAGAUCUUUGGAAACCUUCACGCUACCUUGAACCAAACCAUCCGGACAAUGAAGAGGUUCAGGAACAAGCGGCGUAUCAAGCUGCAGUCUCCAGGCUGAGCAACGAUUCGAGGGCAAAGAGGUACAAGCCUAGACGGACAGUAGAUUAUUCUGGAGGGGUAUUGAAAUGGCGCCAGACCGUCAAAUUGAGAGGGCUGAACUACCUGCCCCCCAUACAUCCCAGUCCCUCUGACAUAGUUGGGCUUUUAUCACCUGAAGCUCACCGUCUCAACUCCUCCACAUCUGUCUGUGACCAUUUUGUGCACACAUCCAUCAACAAGGAGCGGUCCCCAACGCGCGUAGUCAAGUGGACACCAGACGCUCGGCGUCUGCUGACUGGCAAUGACAAAGGCCAAUUCACACUGUGGAAUGGAUCUUCUUUCAACUACGAGUCUAUCACGCAAGUACACGACGAUUCCAUACGGGCGCUAGCGUAUUCACAUAAUGGACAAUCACUCGUAUCGGUCGACAAACUGGGAGGGAUCAAAUACUUCACCCCUCAACUCACCAACAUCCAUGGCUUCCAAGGCCAUCGAGAGGCCUGUCAUGGGAUAGACUGGAGUCCGAACGAUGAGCGGUUCGUGACUGGAGGAGAUGAUGGUCUGGUCAAGAUCUGGAAUUACAGAGAAGCGAAAGAGGAGAGGGCUUUGAACGGACAUGGAUGGGAUGUCAGAUGCGUCUCUUGGCAUCCGAGCAAAGGCCUCGUGGUCAGUGGAAGUAAGGAUAUGUUGGUCAAAUUCUGGGAUCCUCGUACUGGGAGAGACUUGAGUACAUUACAUUCACAUAAAGCCGUCAUCAACUCGUGCAACUGGAGUCCGAACGGCCAUUAUGUCGCUACUGCAGGCGGAGAUGGUCUGAUCAGAUUAUUUGACAUCCGGACGUUCAGAGAGCUGGACGUGAUGAAGGGUCACGGGAAGGAGAUCCACUGCCUCGAGUGGCAUCCGAUCCACCACGAUCUCCUGGUUUCAGGGGACUCUGCCGGCGUCAUAAUGUAUUGGUCCCUAUUAGCUCCAAAUCCAGCGGACCCCAUAACGACUAUGCAAGCUGCACACGAGGAUUCCGUCUUCAGCUUAGCCUUCCAUCCUCUAGGACAUCUGCUUUGCUCGGGAUCGAAAGACUUUACGACACGGUUCUGGUGUCGUGCAAGGCCCCAAGGUGGUCAAGAGUCAGACAGAUGGCACGUGGGCGAGGAGAAAGCUCUAGGUCUAAAGAUGGAAGGCGAGCGAGCCAAUUCAAAAUCAAAGUGGAACUUCGAGGCGAAAGAGGAGGAGAAGGCUCCACCUGGAUUACCAGGUUUGGGCAAUGGGCACCGGGAGGAUCGCUCGACGUCUCCAAAUUUCGGGGCCAAACCCGGGGACGGGCCCUCUUCUCUGCCUGGGUUUGGUGCGCCGAGAAACGUGUCAGGCUCAGCACCCCAAGGUCCACCUGCACGAUCCUGGGUACCUGAUCCUAUGGCCGCGCCACUUCCUUCCUCUGGUGCUAUGCCACCUUUCAAUGAUCCCCGUGGACCUAGAGGAUACGGGCCGCCUCCGGCCUCGAACAGAUAUGGACCGCCUCAAAAUGCGUAUGGUCCUGGAUCCGGCGGCUACGGUGGAAGAGGCGGAGGUCCUGGUCGGCAAGACCCGGGAUCAGGAGGAGGCGGGCCUGGUGUUUACAAUCGGGGUCCUGACCAGGGGCAGAGGCCGCCUCCGCCGGCGUCCGGGCCGUAUGGGCAUGGCCCGCCUCCUGGUCAUGGGCAAGGCCCAGGGCAGAGGUAUGGAAACCAUGGGCCAGAUCAGGUAUAUGGAGGCGGCGGAGCUGGAGGGAGAGGAUGGAGAUGACAAGAUGCAUAUGUUACAACAGU